GAGCCAGUGGACCCUAACGAGCAGAGCGAGCUCUACACGUGGGGCCGGGCCACCAACUACCAGCUUGGCUAUGGGGCGGGCACCGAACAACAGAUCCCGAAGCUGGUGCAGCUUCCGAGUGCCAAGCUGGUGACGCAGUUGUCCUGCGGCCGUUUCCACAGCACCGCAGUGACUGCGUGCGGCCGCGUCUUCACGUGGGGUGUGGGUGGCGCCAGUGGAAGACUUGGCUUGGAGCUAUCCAAGAAGACAGAGGCGGUGGUCGUGGAGCCGAUGGCCUUGCCGCAGUUCGGGCCCGGUCGGCAUCACGCGACGAAAGCUGUGGCCGGUUUGAACCACACUUUGGCCCUCACAAGCGCUGGGAAGCUGCUGGUGUGGGGUGCCAACGACAAGGGGCAGCUCGGUUGUGGACAGCCAGGGGAGACAGCAUUGCAGCCGGUGGUGAUGAAGGUGGGGCCCUUUCAGAAACUCCGUGUCAGUGACAUUGCAGCUGGAGCUACGCACUCCCUCUGCAUCGCGGGGGAAGGCAGCGUGUAUGCCUGGGGCUGCAACGGCCGGGGAGCUCUGGGUUUGGGAGCUCCACCCUCGGGGCCCCUACAGGUUGCACAGCCUCAGAGCCUACCGCACCUCAAAGCUGCGACGUGUGUCGAGACGAAUUCCGGGGGGACCAUCAGCGUGUGCCUGGUUGGCUCACACGGUGAUGCCAUCAUCUUCGGCGGCUCUCCAAUCGCUGCAGCAGCGGCAGGUGACAGCCGGAACCCAGUCGACAAUCGCUUCUUCACCCCCGGACGUGUCCGUCGCAAAGACCCAGAGCUCUCCGAGAUGAACGGAAGUGACGAUUGGCAGCUUCAGCGCGGGACGCAGCUGAGCCCUUUGAGAGCGAUCUCGGUGAGUGACAGCGAAUGCUUCGGCAUCGAUUCCGACGGCCUCUUGUGGGCCUGGCCGACGACAUGCCGGCCAGUCACGGCCGACCUGGUGGCGCUGAAUCUUACGAAGGCGGUGCCUCCUUCCAGGCUGCCCAGUGCCCCUGAGAUAAGAGAUUCCGGUGAGUUCGUGAUGAUCGAGACGGAUGGCCUUUUAGAACCUGAAAGAAUCCCACCCUCUGCUCUUGAGACGGAUCUGACAGACAGGCCGCGUGAGAUCGAGAUUGCGGGAGUGAACGCGAUCGGACAUGCAAUGAAAGCAGGGACGAUGUGGGCCGUGGAUGAUUCAGAUGCCCGCCACCUCUGGCAAUUGAAGCGCCCUUCCAAGCCUGACGGCGACUGGGCCGCUGAACGCUUUGAGCACCUGGCGCAGGUUUCCUGUUUCGCAUGUGGCCCUGAGCAUCAGGCAGCAGUUGUGAAGUAUACCACACCCUGCUUCGACGAAGCAUCCCAGGCGGCCGAAGGUGCACAGGCCGUGGUCAAGCCCAAAUCCAACGUCCUGUCCUUGCAGCAGCUAUGCGAGAACAAGCUAUGUGCAAAGCUGAGCCCGCGCUCUUUCGGUCUUGUCUGCGACAUCGCUUGGGAGCUGAACCGUCCGACGCUACUGGACCGUGCAUUCCGUUUCCUCUGCGCGAAUGCGCCUUUGAUGUUCUCAAGGCUCCACUUGCCUAUGCUCUCCCAGUUGCCCAUGGAGGUGCUCGCUGCCUUGGAGGUCGCGGCGAGGGCGAUGCAUCCGGGCAGUGAGUCCGCGGAUGCUUUGGAGGGAGAGGCUCCCGGGCACUCGGGGAGCCCCGAACCCGAGGCUCCUUCCCCUGGCGAGUCUGAGCUCUUCAUGGGUCUCGGCGAGGCCUCUGGGUGCCCGUUUGGGCAGGAGGACGAGGAGGCGCUGAGGCGGAUCGAGGAGUCCUGCCGGAAGGGGCGCUGGUCCACUGCCGCCUCAGAGGUGCUGUCUUUGCUGGCCGUGUCCCUGCCCGGGACAGCCGGGGGUCAAGGGCCCACAGCCGAGCGAUUGGGCCUGGACUUCUCUGCCGCGGAGGUUCAGAGCCUCCAGGAAGAACAGCUCGAGGCCGAGACCAAGAAGAAGAAAAAGGCCUCCGCUGGCACCUCCCCGGCACUGCCGCAGAAAUCCUCACCCGUCUCCUCCAGAGCCUCGCCGAAGUCUGCAGCCGUGUCGCCUUACGUGCAGCCGGAGAGGAGCAGCCCAAGCAUCGAGGUACAGGACUGGGUGGAGGUUCGGAGCAAGCCGCGCAAGGGCAGCCAAGAGCUGCCUUUGCAGAGCCCAAAGGCCAAGCCCGUGGAGUCUCCGCUUUUGGCGGCGAAGAGCAAGAAGGCACCAAUGAAGCCAAGCCUCCCUUCGGAGGAAGGGACUUCGGCUCGGAGUUUGCGGCUCUCCGACUUCAUGAAGCCCCGGGAGCUUAAGGGGAAGGGGAAGGGCCCGAAGGGCCCUCCUUCGGUUUCAGAGGAGGUCUCCAUGGGGCCUUCGCCCAUGCUCGUCUCUGCGGUAUCCGCGGUGGAGUGCAAGGAGAGGGGCCCAGGGCAGGGCUGGGGAACGCAAGGACCUCAGGCGGCCAAGGCUUCCGUGCCCUUGCCGGAGAUCAUCGAGGAGGAGUCCCGGGCCAAGAGCAAGGUGAAGGCCUCCCAGCGGAGCGCCAAGCAGGCCAAGAUCACCACCUGCUCCUGGGGCCGGGAUGCCAUCCCAUCGGAGCAGCCGAGGAAUCAGUCCAUCGAUCAGAUCCAGGAGGAGGAGGAACACAUCCGCCAGCAAGACGAGAUCGCGGAGAUUGAGGCCAUGUUCGCCGCUUUGGAG
Messenger RNA from Symbiodinium necroappetens, 2727 nucleotides. The record is from the annotation of a GenBank genome assembly. NCBI's taxonomy places the organism in Eukaryota, Dinophyceae, Suessiales, Symbiodiniaceae.